Vombatus ursinus (common wombat) is the source of this 5516-nucleotide messenger RNA. It is a transcript of the gene HOOK1, whose product is annotated as hook microtubule tethering protein 1. Gene Ontology annotation, biological process: cytoskeleton-dependent intracellular transport; cytoplasmic microtubule organization. The coding region runs from base 17 to 2200 and encodes 727 amino acids. NCBI's taxonomy places the organism in Eukaryota, Metazoa, Chordata, Mammalia, Diprotodontia, Vombatidae. Gene Ontology annotation, cellular component: centrosome; cytoplasm. The transcript has 22 exons. The record is from RefSeq and is a predicted model, not a curated record. Gene Ontology annotation, molecular function: dynein light intermediate chain binding; microtubule binding.
GGCCACGGCCACGGUCAUGGAGGGGCAGCGGCUGUCCCCGCAACCCCAGCUCCAGCUCUGCGACAGCCUCAUGAUCUGGUUGCAGACAUUUAAUACUGCUGCCCCUUGUAAGAAUGUCCGGCAAUUAACAAAUGGGGUUGCCAUGGCCCAAGUUCUUCAUCAGAUAGAUGUUGCUUGGUUUAAUGACUCUUGGUUAGGCCGAAUCAAAGAGGAUGUUGGUGACAAUUGGAGAAUAAAGGCUAGUAAUUUGAAGAAGGUUCUUCAAGGAAUUACGAGCUAUUAUCAUGAGUUUUUAGGUCAACAGAUUUCUGAAGAACUUAUACCUGAUUUAAGCCAAAUCACUGAACGCUCAGACCCCACAGAGCUUGGCAGGCUACUGCAGCUUAUUUUAGGCUGUGCAGUCAACUGUGAAAAGAAACAAGAACACAUUCAGAAAAUUAUGACCCUGGAAGAAUCUGUUCAGCAUGUUGUGAUGACUGCUAUUCAGGAGUUAAUGAGUAAAGAAAUAGUGAACUGCACUUCAAGUGAUGCUGGGGAGCUAGAACAACAGCUUAGAAGAGCCCUAGAAGAACUUCAGGAUGCAUUAGCAGAGAAAGAAGAACUAAAGCAAAGAUGUGGAGAACUAGACAUGCAGGUAACUGCCCUUCAAGACGAAAAGAACACGCUGGUGUCUGAGAACGAGAUGAUGAAUGAGAGGCUGGAGCAGUUAGACGGCUCUUUGGAAGACCCAAACACGGUGGUGGCAAAAAAGUAUUUUCAUGCCCAGUUACAGCUAGAGCAGCUUCAAGAAGAGAACUUUCGGCUGGAGGCAGCGAAAGAUGACUACCGACUCCACUGUGAGGAGCUCGAGAAGCAGCUGAUUGAGUUUCAGCACCGGAACGAUGAGCUGACGAGCCUGGCCGAGGAAACGAGAGCCCUCAAGGACGAGAUCGACGUUCUCAGGACUACCUCUGAUAAAGCAAGUAAAUUGGAGUCCACGGUAGAGGUUUAUCGUCAAAAGCUACAAGAUCUGAAUGACCUAAGGAGGCAGGUGAAGUCACUGCAGGAUACCAACAUGAUGUACAUGCAUAACACAGUCAGCUUAGAGGAGGAGCUCAAGAAGGCGAACGCCGUCCGCACCCAGCUGGAAAUGUACAAGAGACAGGUUCAGGAACUUCAUCUUAAACUCUCUGCUGAGUCCAAAAGAGCUGACACAUUAGCCUUUGAGAUGAAAUGCCUGGAAGAAAAGCAUGAAGCUUUACUUAAGGAAAAAGAUAGACUGAUCAUACAGUGUGAUGCCCUGAAAGAGACCAACGAGGAGCUCCGGUGUUCCCAGGUGCAGCAGGAUCACCUCAACCAGGCAGGUACCUCAGUCUCAACAAGUUACGAGAACCUUGCUGCUGAAAUUAUGCCAGUAGAAUAUAGAGAAGUGUUCAUUCGCCUUCAGCAUGAAAAUAAGAUGCUUCGAUUACAACAGGAAGGGUCUGAGAAUGAACGGAUUGCGGAGCUCCAAGAACAGCUGGAGCAGAAACACCGGAAAACCAGCGAGAUGGAGACCGAGCAAAGGCUUAGCAAAGAGUAUAUUAGAGGUUUGCAGCAGCAGAUUGAAGACCUUCAGAAGACUCUUCAAGAUCAAGGGCCCAAGCCCGAAGGGGAAAGCUCCAGCAAAUUAAAGCAGCAGCUGGAAGCUCAUAUGGAAAAGCUUACUGAGGUCCAUGAAGAAUUACAGAAAAAGCAAGAACUUAUUGAAGAUCUGCAGCCUGAUGUGACUCAAAAUGUACAAAAGAUAAAUGAACUUGAAGCUGCCCUACAGAAGAAAGAUGAAGAUAUGAAAGCGAUGGAAGAGAGAUAUAAAAUGUACCUAGAGAAAGCCAGAAAUGUAAUUAGAACCUUGGAUCCCAAAUUAAAUCCAGCAUCAGCUGAAAUAAUGCUACUGAGAAAGCACCUGGCAGAGAAAGACAGAAGGAUUGAGAUACUGGAGAGUGAAUGUAAGGAAGCAAAAUUCCGUGAUUAUGAAGAGAAACUCAUUGUAUCUGCCUGGUAUAAUAAGAGUCUCGCUUUCCAGAAGCUGGGGAUGGAAUCCAGACUGACCGGAGGGAACAGUGCCUGCAAGGAUGCUGGUGCAUGCCCUCCUGUGCGCUCCUUCCUUGCACAGCAACGGCACAUCACCAAUGCCAGAAGAAAUCUCUCUGUGAAAGUACCUGCUGCAACAUCUGAUUAAACUCCAAAAGAAACACAGACCCUUAAGUGCCCUUAACUUGUUUGUAGCUUCCACAGUCCUUGUGGAUUAUAAAGAGCCAGUCAUGGUGCUGGACAGAUGCAGAUUUGCUCAUCAAAAAGAAAAUCAAUGAAAUUGAUUUCUAUAAGGCAGUUGUAAUAGCUACAUCCAUCUUUUCAGAUGGUCAGAAAUGAGGAAUUGAAAUAAUAGAAAUUAGAAAGCAUGUAUCUCAAAGAAUUAUAUUUGUCUUCAGAGCAUAGUGUUUAGAAUUACAAAUUGGCAAUGCAUAUUUAAAUUUAAGAUGUCCAGUUAGCCUGGUACCUUGAUUAACCAAGGCAUCAUUGAAAAUUUGUAAUUUGAAAAAACGCCAGCUAUUUUUUAUCCUACAAGAUGAAAAUCACUGAUGUGAGCACACCAAACGGAAGAAAUCUUGGCUGGGUUGGGGUGGGGUGCUGCUUUUAGCUGUACCAAUACUUGUUCAAGUUAAUCUUUCUAUUCUUGCUGUCAGAUGAUAUGAUUUUAGUUUUUACUGGAAGAUGAUUCCAUUGUUGGGAAAAAAAGUUAAAAGUUGCAAUAGCUUUUUCUAUAAAUGCAAAUGAUUAAAUAGAAACAUUUUCAGAUAUUUGAGAGGUCAGAACCUCUCUGUGGGCAGCUAUUAAUCAUAAAUGGGACCAUUCCUGGGAUUAGGCCGUGACCAAUUUUGUUGAAAAUCUUAGACAGGAAUUUAACUAACUUUUAAAAAGUUAUUUUAUCCUUGGAAAAUAAGCUAAAAACUAAGAUUUAGUAUGUCGUAUUCAUAGACAUUUUUAAAAAGUCAGUUGGCAGGGCAAAAUAAUUUAUUGCUUCUAAACAUUCCGGAGUUUUCAGAGCUGACUUGAAACAUUCAUUUUGCCUCUGUGUUUAAAAAGGAGGCAUUAUUUUAGGAAGCUACAUGAAAUGAAUUUAAUUUGACUUAUUCCCUAGGGAGCCACUCUGUGCUAUUUGAUUCACCAAUACCAAAAGUUGUCAGUGUAUUAUUAGCCUCAAGUUUUGGAUAAUCCCUAAAAGAUGUAAUUUUUUAUCUGCUGUGGAGAUAUGUCCUUGUCUGGGCACUUAGAUGACAGCUUCAUCCCAUCUCAGGCAGAAAAUUGUGGAAUGAUGAUGUGGGCAGAUGAAGACGAGUAAUCCCUAGCAUUAAGACCCGACCCCCUGAAUUUCUAUCUCCUGAAGGCUUUUCCAAGAACUCUCUUCUUGGUGUCCGUCCCGUGGACAUGCUGUCUGUCCCAGGCUUAGCUUUUUAUUGCUAGUGUUUCUUUACAAAAUGUCAAGUGUUGUUGUGUCUACAGUAUUGUGUGUUUAGACCUCUGGUUUAGGGACUGUCUCAGUAAGCUUCUCCAGUUUAUUGAAAGGGCAGAAUAGUAUGCCGUUUAAUGUAGUGUGAGCUGGGAUCCUCGUAAGCAAGCGUCAGUGUGUUUUGUACGACUAGAUUUCCUCCUGCGCUACCCAUUUCUGUUGACUACCUCUGGGGUUCUGAUGAUUUUAACUGGUGCAAUGAUGUGGUUGGCUUGUGUUUUGUAUCUUUGUAAGCUCUGCUUGUCUUUGAUUUUGUUGAAAUGGAGAAAAAGCCUUUAUAAGUAUUUGAGCAUGCUGUGCAAAGUUUUCUAACUGUGACAUUUCAGUCCACCCUAGUGAGUAGAAAGGAUUGUCGCCUCAGUGUUGAAGAAUAUUUAUAAAUGAGACUUAAGAAAAGCAUAACUUCACUUUUCUAAUGGGAUUCACUUUAAAGCAGCAGUUGCCCAUCCAGUGAGCCCUGCUUUUUUCAUAGAAUCUCCCUCGGGUGCUAAAUAGAAUUCGGGUGCCCUUGUUCCAUUGCUAGUGAAAUGGAACACCAGCAGUUGUGGCCCCGCUAUGUCUGCACAGGGGGCAUGGUCAGGUUGCAUUUGAUUGUAUUAACAUAUGGGAAAAACAGCAACAACUAUAACCAGGGGGUGUGAAAGCUGGAGGAUAAAUAUCUUUGCAUAGGAAGGGUAGAAGCCGGGUUUCUCCAUGAUGAUGGCUUGUGAUAAUAAUGGGGAAGUCCAAGGACUGUCUGGACUUGAGUCCCUGGCCUGAUUGGUUGAAAGAGAAGAUUGACACCCUGUGGGUGAUAAAGCAUUAGAAAUAAUUGAUCAUGAGCCAGGACUGGUGUAUUUCUUCUUUAAAGAGUGUAUAUUCUCUGGAGGCCAGGGUGGGUUUACCUUGGAGUAGAAAUGCACCACAUUUAUCCGUGUGAAAAGAAAGGGACUGUUCUAGUGGUGAUUAUAAAACCAAUUCAAGAUCAGUCCUUAAUUUGGAGUCUCUAUUGUGAGAUUUUUAUUUGUUUUUCUUUUUUCAAAGUGUGGUGGUAUACAUACAUACAUAUGUAUGCAUAUGUGUACAUAUAUGUAUGUGUAUAUAUACUGUGACAAUGAUGGUUAGUUUAUCUGAGAUUUAUUGAGAAUAUUGAAAAAUAUUUGAAUUUUACUCUAUUUUUCCAGUGAAUAAUUAAGGUUAUUGAAUAUAUGAUUUAGUACAGAUUUAAAUUAUUCAUAUAUCUCUUAAACUUUUGUCUGGAAACCUAAAUGGUGUCUCUAAUUUUUUUGUCAUUUCAUGUUUAAUGUAAAGUGAUAAGUUGAAUGCUAACAGUUAAAGUUCUUCUUAAUCCUAAGGCUACUUGUGUCUACUUACAAACACAUCUGAACCAGUGAAAAAUCAUUCCAGCAAAUGAAUAUUGUGCGUUUCAUCUGUCCCUUAGUUUAUCCUACUACGUUUAGUCAGAAGCUUCUCAAUUUAUGGAAAUGGGUAUGCAUGUAACUAUGUCUGCCUACAUUUUUGUGAAUUUUCUUUUUAACCUUCAGUGAAAUAAUUUAUGGAAUCACUAAGGCAUCAGUUUCAUUUUUUAAAAAGGAAACCAACAAUUUCCUGAAUUCGAUGUAGUUUUGUGUAAUGUUUUACCUGUCAGAGGUACGUGAAGGCCCUUCCUCUUUUUUGUGGGAAAGUUUUACUUGGACACGGUUUGCCACACGACAGAAGCAAUACCUGAUUUAUUUUCCUAAGUAGCCAGGACGUCCUUUUGCAUUGUGGUUGACAGCUAGCAGACGGCCCAGCAAUGAAGAAUGUGGUCAGCUUCCCUGAUGCCUUUCUCGCUUUUGUGUCCAGUGGGCCUGCCAGCUUCCAGUGGACAUACGGGACAUGUGGCCUGCUUUAAUUUUCCAAUGUACGUUCACCUCAAUCGGUUUAGAAACAAUGUUGCACUACUUUUUAUUCUUCCCUUCUUUGAAAAUAUUCUUUUUAUAUUUACAUAAAGGCCAAUGAAAGUGAC